Molecule: messenger RNA, 1587 nt
Organism: Opisthorchis viverrini
Lineage: Eukaryota; Metazoa; Platyhelminthes; Trematoda; Opisthorchiida; Opisthorchiidae
Exons: 6
Coding region: 439-1467 (342 amino acids)
Cellular component (GO): endomembrane system; mitochondrion
Molecular function (GO): acyltransferase activity
Source: RefSeq, a predicted model, not a curated record
CGCUUUAUGUGCAUCGCCUAGGCUUUCUAGGUCAACCAGUUUCUGGAGGGAAAUGCACUUGACGGGUUGUUUCCGUGAUGUCCGUUAUACGCAAUAUCCUGAAGGUCUUCCUGGCACUUCUUACGCCAACAGUAUUAGUUUUUUGGACUGUCGUUCGACUCCUCACGCUGCACUCAAAAACCCACUAUUACCGCCUCAAUGAAUGUCUAUUUUCAACUUAUAUGCGAGCAUUUUUAUUCUUUUUUGAGUACCUUACUUUGUCAAGAGUAAGUCCAUGCUGCACCACUUAUCACUUGGAAGCUGUUUAUCUAUGGAGAUACAGAAUUUCAUAAAGAAGGAAGAAAAAGAGCGCUGUAUAUAUCGAAUCACCUCUCAACAGGUGGGCGAAAAUGUUUCAUUAACGUACAUUCAACUAAAGUUGAUUGGUUCAUUUGUUCAAUGCUUCUAGCAAGACAAGGUGGGAUUGGGCGCACCCGGUUUAUUCUACACAAAAAUCUGAAAUAUAUUCCGGUUUUCGGAUUUUACCUUGCGCAGGAUUCGUUCGUUUUUGUCGACCGGUCCAAUUUCCAGGCGCAAAAAGCAGUGGACGUCAUGAACGAGAUCAAAGAAGUACAGUCCGAUGUUUGGAUGAUAAUUUAUCCUGAAGGCAAACGCUUCAACCCCGAACACCUCGAUGUCAUCGAAAAAAGCGCGGAGUUUGCUCGGAACAAUGGUGAGACAAACUGCUGGAGACCGAAUAGCAAAACGUUUUCGUGUGCUUAUAUCAGUAUUCUGAACAUUUUACGCAAACCAGGGACGAAACCACUACGCCACCACCUGACACCGCGUUACAAAGGAUUAAAACUUCUUUUGGACAACUUUCGUGACUACGUAGAUGUGAUCUACGACGUGUCCGUUGUCUACGCUGAUGCUCAUGGCCGUCCGCUGGACCACCGGAUACGAGUCCCUCAGCUUUUAAAUUGGAUGGAUUCCACACGAAGUUUGCACAUUCACGUGACACGCAUCCCCAUCCAUUCUGUGCCGGUAGGCGAUAACCAACUGUACAAAUGGUUGUGCGAACGAUUCCACAUCAAAGACGAAUUUGUUGAAAAUCUCCAGAGCCACUUUUAUCCAUCGGACGGCCAUUCGCUGUGUAAAGCCGACGGCGAAACAAACCACUUGUCAAGCACAAUACCGAACGGAGGGUUGCAUCCGGCUUCCGAUGAUAUACAAGGAAUUAUCAUGAAAGCAAUGCCAAAAGAAAUGCACAAAGAAGCUGCCGUACUACAGCCACUCAGACUGGUCGAUCUACUGCCGUCGUUGUUGCUUUUCUACGGAUUCACUAUUUACUGGCUUGUCGGUUUUGGGUGGCAUGGUCCUUUGAUUGAGCNGUCUUGGGCAGUGCUGCAGGAAUGCUUUACGUGCACUAUUUCGUUUGACCAUGAGAUUACCAAAUAUUCUCACACUAGAUGCUAUUUUUUCGAAUAACAACCUUGACAACCAUUAAAUGGAUUAGUUCACGAAACUAUUGUGAUAAGCUAGAUAUGUAAUGGUAUUUCAUCUUGUUUUUUCUGUUUUCCACUUCCUAUAAUAAUAAUUGUCUCUCUU